This is a messenger RNA of Fusarium redolens, 558 nucleotides long. RefSeq names its product kinetochore component CENP-S-domain-containing protein. The transcript is spliced from 3 exons. Lineage: Eukaryota; Fungi; Ascomycota; Sordariomycetes; Hypocreales; Nectriaceae. Gene Ontology annotation, cellular component: FANCM-MHF complex; Fanconi anaemia nuclear complex. Gene Ontology annotation, molecular function: chromatin binding; protein heterodimerization activity. Bases 115 to 456 code for a protein of 113 amino acids. The record is from RefSeq and is a predicted model, not a curated record. Gene Ontology annotation, biological process: replication fork processing; resolution of meiotic recombination intermediates.
CGCCGUGUGGUGCAACAUGCUACUACCCCCACGACGCGUCUAAACACGUUUAAUAGUAGGCUAUCUUUCAUCAAACAACUGAAGCCACAUUAUCCCAGCAAAACAAAAGUCAAGAUGGCAGACACAACCAGUGACGAAGAUCGAGAGCGCCUCAAGGCUGCCUUGUGGUAUGCAGUCGGUCAAAUAGUUGAUGAAGAGUCCUUACGUCGCAACCGAAAUGCUACACCACAAUUCAUCGGCGCACUCACAGAGCUAGUCUGGACACAAAUCGAAAACGUUGCCACAGAUCUUGAGAGUUUCAGCAACCACGCUGGGCGAUCCACAGUGACAACAGACGAUGUGUUACUUCUCGCCAGAAAAAAUCCCGACUUGCAUCAGAUCAUGAAAGAGUUUGUUGACCAGGCCAAGGCAGAAAAGGGAACUGGCAAGGGUAGAGGGGGUGCGAGCAAACGUUAGACUUGUGGGAGGGCAUCUCGGAGUUUGGCGCAAUAGGGGCACUUGACUAGCGAGCCAGAAAUACGGGUAACAAUAUACAGCUUGUGAGAAAGUGCUGACAAU